This is a messenger RNA of Ectocarpus sp. CCAP 1310/34, 1953 nucleotides long. Lineage: Eukaryota; Phaeophyceae; Ectocarpales; Ectocarpaceae. The record is from the annotation of a GenBank genome assembly.
UUUGCGACACAGGCAAAAGAGCAGCGAGAGACAAAACUGAAAAGCUCUGAGUGGGCGUGGGCCAAACAAACCCCGGCCAGUGCCAUGGAUAUCGCCAUCCAAGCCGUGCGAGCCAAAACUGGGCGAUCUUUGGAAGGACCGCCGCAGAGUAACGACGAAUUUCUUGAGGAUGUCGCUGCUGCGCGGGGUGUCUACGCAGGUCUCCAGAGCGAAGGCCGAGGUCUUACAUCCGAGGAGGUGCGGAAGCUACAAGUCCACGGCAACUGGGCGACCAACUGGUCGUUGGUCCGCGUUUCAGAAGGGAGUGGUCCUAGCGAGACGAAAAGCAGCAUCGCUGCCGGGCGUGUUCGUGGCUGCGUUUUCCACGGACCGGUGUUGCUGGGGGACUUCAGUGGCGAGAUCAUCCUCCCAGUAGCCGAGCAAUACUCGCAGCCGUGCGGCGUGUACAACUCCACGCUGUCCUGGGUUGUCGUCGGCGAUGGAGCUCUCGUCAAGGGAUGCCACGCGAUGACUCGCUGCGUGGUGGGUCCCGGAGCGGCCGUCAUCAACUGCGGCCUGGUCUCGUGCUCGCAGCAGCCAUCCGACAGCAGCGGCAGCAGCGGCAGCAGCGGCAGCAGCAGCAGCAGCAGCGACGGAGGCUUCUGCUCCUUCGCCAACGGGAUAGCCGUGACCGUGGGGCCCGAGACCCGAGGCCGAGAGCUGGCCUGCUACGUGACGAUGCCGCUCGCGGCGGCGGCGGCGGCGGCGGCGGACAGAUCGUCGCCCGAGGCCGUGAACGAGCACCGUCUAGCGGUCGACGCGUACGCUGAGCUCGCCAGGCACGGGGAGGCUAGAGAGCGGAUGUAUACGUCUCUAUUGCGAUCAAUUGGUUUGGCCUCAGUGAUAAAACCCCACGCCGCUGCUGUCACCGCGACCGCUAUCCCCCUUGUAUCGCGCAAACCUUGCGUCAUUGGUCUCAAUUGUUGUAUUGACGAUUACCGCCACUACUAUCCCCUGCUGUCGCCACUCCUCUCGCGUACCGCGCUUACUGCGCUAAAUAGGUGCGGAGCCACCGUGAUAGGGCCAGGCGCCGUGGUCAUGUCGUGCUCCAGGGUGGUGGACGUCUUCAUCGGUGCCAACGCCCUGCUCGAGUCGUGCGCGGUGGAGAACGCGACGAUCCUGUCGACGGCGGAGGAGCCGUCAAGGGUAACUUGCGGCUCGUCCGUGACGUCAUCGCUGCUGCAGCACGGGGUUACCGUCGACCGGGGCUGUAUCGUGAGCGACAGCCUUCUCAUGGAACACAGCCACGUCGACAACCACGGCAAGCUCACGCACUCCGUGCUCGGGCCCGACAGCGGGGUGGGCGCCGGCGAGUGCCUUCACUGCCUGGUCGGACCUUUUGUGGGUUUCCACCACCAGUCGUUGCUCAUCGCGACGGUCUGGCCUCUGGGGCGGGGGAACGUGGGGUACGGGGCCAACGUGGGGUCUAACCACACCUCGCGGCAGGCUGACCAAGAAAUCUGGCCGGGAGAAGGCGUUUUUUUCGGGCUGUCCACGGUCAUCAAGUUCCCCGCUAAUUACUCGGAGUCACCCUUCAGUGUCAUUGGCUCGGGCGUCACGUGCCUCCCACAGAGGGUGGCGUUCCCCUUCUGCCUCAUCAACAGCCAGGAGGAAGCGGGGCUCCCCGGCGUCUCUCCCGGCCUCAACCACCUUCGGCCCGGCUGGGUGUUGUCGGAGUCGAUGUACAUGGUCAUCCGAAGCGAGGACAAGCGCAACCGAGUGGACUGGCCGGUUUUCCGUCCGUCCAUGAUGCGCCUCAUGGCCGACGCCCGGGCGAGGCUCGUGGCGGCCGGCUUGAACAAGACGGAGAUCUACGUCGGAGAUCGCGGUGUGGCCGGGCUGGGCAAGAACUACAUGACCGAAGCCUCCAGACUGGAGGGUAUCGCUACCUACACCUUGCACCUGCGCAGGUAG